Messenger RNA from Iphiclides podalirius (scarce swallowtail), 873 nucleotides. The record is from the annotation of a GenBank genome assembly. NCBI's taxonomy places the organism in Eukaryota, Metazoa, Arthropoda, Insecta, Lepidoptera, Papilionidae.
AUGUUCAAACAACAACUGUCUCCGAGGAGUAUUCACCCCUACCAAACUACUAUUGUACCCAGAAGCCAGCAACAGUUCUCGUCAGCCUCGCAACAGAGAGUAAAAUAUCCUUGGGCAGAUCAAAUAAAUACACCUGUUUACCAAGUCGCUGGAACAGACAGCUCUACAUCAGAUAACGCUUAUCAUUUGCCAAAUUAUUACAGUGGAACAUUGAGGGAGUGUGGACCACCUUCCCCUGUUUACCAAACCCCUUACGGCACCGGGACCGGCACAUGGCGUAAUUAUAGAAAAGGAGAGAAAGUGCCCAUUCAUUGCGCAGCAGCAGAAACUUACACAUUUCCUCCGUGUGCGUCGUCAUUUUCACUACCAUUGUGUGAUGUAGAUAUCCACGCACAAGCUGUGAACCGUUCACCAGUCACGCCAGUACCAUCUGUAAGCCCCGAAGUGCCUAUCAUUGGGGCUUGCGGAGGGCAUUGCCCAGGCUUUGAAUAUGUUUGCUACUAUAUUUUACAAGUUAUAUUUGUUGUAGGUAUUUUAACUGGAAUCUCUCUAUGCAUUGCUGGUAUUGUGUUACGGCGAACAAAUCGCAAUGGUGACCUUGGAGUGUUGGUUUAUAUUGGAUGCUUAGCGUCGUGCGUGUGUAGCGUGCUGCUCGGUGUACAGUGCUGCGUGCGACGCGAAAUGAGGCAAAGGAAACUGCGUGCCAACAUCCAUAUACCAAUGCAACCCAUACCGGAAGCGCCGGCCACUGCUUGCCCAUUAAUAACGUCUUCUACUCUACCUCAUAGUCGAGUUUACAGACCUACCGUGAACAUGUGCCCUGAUGAUGAUAUAACGGGAGUUCCUUGGUGGCGUCGCACUAAUACUAGAGAC